This is a messenger RNA of Malus domestica (apple), 1017 nucleotides long. RefSeq names its product RING-H2 finger protein ATL33-like. The record is from RefSeq and is a predicted model, not a curated record. Lineage: Eukaryota; Viridiplantae; Streptophyta; Magnoliopsida; Rosales; Rosaceae. Gene Ontology annotation, biological process: protein ubiquitination.
AUAUUCCCAUCAAUAGUUGCUCUUCACAAACCCAAAGAAAACUCCACCACAGAACAACACACAGACACACUGCUUUUUUCCAACUCCACCAAACUCCCAAACCUCACACACUCUCUCUCUCUCUCUCUUAUCAUGGACAGCCCACCUACCGUUACCGUUCUGAACAAACCACCGCCACCUUUCCCAGCACCGCCGCGAAGCGUCGACUUCUCUGCCCUCGAAUUCAUCCUUGGCCUCAUCGCCGUCAUCACCAUCCCCGCUCUCGUCUACGCCUUCUUCUUCGCCAUCAAGUGCCCUUCCAACCCUUUCCGCCGGCGACCCCGCCGGACCUCCGCCACCGUCCCCAGCCCCACCCAACACGAACCCAACACCGAAAACAAAAACGACGUCAUUUCGGAGCUCAAGUACCAGAAGGAAACUCACUUUAAGGAAAUCGGAACUGAGUGCCCUGUUUGCUUGUCUCUGUUUGCUGACGGCGAAGAGGUCCGGCAGCUCUGCGUCUGCAAACACUCUUUCCACGCUCUGUGCAUAAACAUGUGGCUUAAGGAACACUCCAACUGCCCCAUUUGUCGAGCUUCGGUCGCCGUUGAUCGGAGUAGUAGUAAUAAUCGGACGGCGGGUGCUGCAGCUAGAGGUAGUGAUGAUCUGCAACAAGGUUUGCGUGAUGCUUCCGCCAUGGUUUGAAUAUUAAUUGUUUCUGGGUUUUGCUGGCUUAAUUCUUUCGCUCUUUUUCUCUUAAGUUAUUUCAAAAACUCGCCGACAAAAGUUGUAAACUUGCAGCUGGUAUUUUAUUAGCUUUUAGUGAUGAGAAUUAGGGUUUAAGAGAAAUGUAGAAACCAGUAGUUAAUAUAUGAUUUCUAUAAUUUGAAGACCCUUUGAAGUUUGAACUUUCAUAUUUUUCUGGGUAGCUGGAGGAUAUACAUAAUAUUUGGGGGUUAAGUUUGAGACUUGAAACUCAUACUGUUUGAGCUGGAUUACAGACCAGAUGAUUUUUAUUUGAAAUUUCAAUUACUAGUU